Molecule: messenger RNA, 1899 nt
Organism: Colletotrichum karsti
Lineage: Eukaryota; Fungi; Ascomycota; Sordariomycetes; Glomerellales; Glomerellaceae
Product: duf1741 domain containing protein
Exons: 4
Biological process (GO): regulation of Golgi organization
Cellular component (GO): cytosol
Source: RefSeq, a predicted model, not a curated record
UUGCGAAUUGUCCAAUCCCAAAUUCCUCCCGCUGUUUACUUGCUCCUCCGCACGAGCUCGACCUCCUACACGCCGACCGAAUUACUGACACACGCACGCAAGGACGUCGACGAAGAUGAGCGCUCCGAGGGCUUCUGGCGCGAGUUCUUCCUCCUCCGGCCCGACCGCGCGGCGCUGAGGAGGAUCCUGGACGGGCUGGGGCCGGCGGAUAUGCUCGCGCUCGAGGAGCACACGAGGGAGCUCUUCUCGAGGGCCGUCGUCGCGGUCAAGAGCGGGCAGGGCGUCGCGGAUCUACAUGCGCUGGAUACACUUAGCAUAUUCCUCUGCUCGGCCCUCUCGAAAAAGUACGCCCAUCCUAGUUCCGACGUCAUCAACGUUCUCGCCGGGAUCGACCACGUCGAUACGAUCUUCACGGACUUCGUCGGCGCUUUGGACCAGAUUAUACGCGGGAGCAAGAGCUUGGAAUUACGGCAGAAGGCUAUCGAAGUCGUGCUGGCUGUCACGGCCGGCGCGUAUCAGACGAGUCUGUUGACGUAUUUCAUCCAGCGCGACCUCUUCCCUGCCGUGAUGAAGUUCAUCCAAGACGCCGACUCCACGACCCGCAUCUUCAACGCCUUUACCCUCCUCGGCCUGCUGGCCAACUACAACAAAUUCGAGUUCCAGAACCCGUACCAGAUGCGCCUGAACGACUUCGUCAACGAGGCGACCAUACGCAAAAUCAUACGCUGCGUCGGCGAGACGUGUCAGAACCUGAGGACGCAGUACCUCGACGUCCAGGAGGACCUGCCGGAGGGAUGGUCGCUGAACGGGACGUUGCGGAUGAUCGGGCUGGGCGCGGUGGCCAGGGGGCCCAAGCCGGAGAAGAAGCCGGUCUACGACGCGGAGACGAUGAAGACCAUGUUCACAAGCCUACCCGGCGAGGAAGCCGCCGUGUUACUCGCGACAUACGACUUCACACACGCGAACAAGCUCUUCUGCUUCAACCUCGCGACCUUACCCCCCGAAAAGGGUCAAGAACAGCCCCUCGCGGCCUUCACCUCCCUCACCUCCUACCUCCUCCAGCACGCGCACCUCUCGGAGCGGACGACGCACUACUCGCACCUCAACCUGAUGGUCUUCCGGCUCCUCAUCGAGGACCCGGUCCUCUGCAAGCGGAUAUGCAGCGACGAGAGCAAGACGACCGUGCGGCUGUGUCGGCAGCGCCAGCCGUACCUGCCGCUGGUGCGCGGGGAACGCAUGCUCGCGACGGCGGUGCUGGACACCAUGGUCGACGGGAUCACGCACAACCUGCGGCGGCGGCUCGACGUCGGCAUGUACACGCUCUGCGUGGGCAUCGUGCUGCGCGUGGUGAGCUACCUGUCGCGCAGCCGGACGCGGGUGGCGUACCACUGGGCGGACCUCUUCCGGGCGCUGCUGAACCUGGUCAAGUUCCUGACCACGUACGUCGCGGACCUGCGGGACCUGGCGCAGGUCGACCUGCUGGUCGACAACGUGGUCAACCUGCUCGCGCUGUCGCUGUCGGCGGGCGAGGCGUUCCUCCCCGGCCCCGCGGCGUACGACGACCUGUUCUACAAGGUCGUCGAGACGGGGGACACGCUGCUGAAGUUCAAGGAGAGCUACAAGCUGGGCAAGAGGCAGAGCAACUCCAUCGACACGCUCAUCAGCGUGAGCACGCACUACAAGGAGCUGUUGGAGGGCGGGCGGAAGAAGGGGAACCUGACGAGCGUGGAGGUGACGGAGGUGAUUAAGCAGGGGUACGAGACGUUGAGUAUCCAGGCCAAGGAGGGGCUGGAUACGUGGGAGCGGUAUAGGGAGGCGGACGAGAGGACGUUGUUGAAGAAGAUGGCGAGGGCGGCUGUGGCGGAUGUCAGGGCUGUUGUUGAGAGGGGAGGGGGGUGA